Penicillium nucicola is the source of this 4077-nucleotide messenger RNA. Its product is annotated as transcription factor domain-containing protein. Gene Ontology annotation, molecular function: flavin adenine dinucleotide binding; DNA-binding transcription factor activity, RNA polymerase II-specific; DNA binding. Lineage: Eukaryota; Fungi; Ascomycota; Eurotiomycetes; Eurotiales; Aspergillaceae. The transcript has 9 exons. Gene Ontology annotation, biological process: regulation of DNA-templated transcription; DNA-templated transcription. The coding region runs from base 1 to 4077 and encodes 1358 amino acids. The record is from RefSeq and is a predicted model, not a curated record.
AUGCCAUCAUUUGCUCGAAUCCACAAGCGCCAUGCGUAUGGCAAAGAUGCCCAUACCUACUAUCCAGUUCUGAUUGUAGGGGCUGGCGAGUCGGGUGUGGCCAUGGGCUGUCGGCUCAAAGAGGUAUUGGGGACAGAUCAGUUCCGGAUCUUUGAGAGGCAGUCCGGUAUUGGAGGGACAUGGUGGAUUAAUCGGUACCCGGGAGCUGCCUGCGAUAUUCCGGCGGCUUUCUAUUCAUUCUCUUUUGCUCCAAAGAUGGACUGGUCUACUUUGCACCCAGCAGGUGCAGAACUUGCACAGUAUAUGGCCGAUGUCUGUGAGAAAUAUCAGAUCGUGGAUAAGAUCCAGUUUAAUACGGACGUCAAGGAGCUUCGGUGGAUCGAGGCGGACGAAGAAUGGGAGGUGACAAUCUCGCAUCUUGUGCCUGGGACUGGUGAUUUAGCUCAGCAUGAGCGAGACCGUCUAGUGUCUCAGGAUGGUGAGCACCGUGUCUACGUCAAGACAGAGAUCGUCCGAGCCAAGGUUGUUGUCAGCGGCGUUGGAGGCCUGGUGGAACCGAAGACUCUGCCGACAGAUAUUCCCGGCUUCGAGAAUUUCCAAGGUGAAAUUAUGCAUACAGCCCGAUGGAAUGACAAGAUCGAUUUCGAGAACAAAGACGUGAUCAUAUUUGGCGCAGGUUGUAGCGCCGCUCAGGUUGUUCCUGAGUUGGCCAAGCCAGAGGCAAAGAUUCGAUCUAUCACCCAGAUUAUGCGAACGCCGCCGUGGGUCCAACCGGAUCUACUGCCUGGAAAACAACUUGAAUUGUACGAGACAUGGUCACCGACACUGUCGACCUACGUUCCUGGUUUUGCGAGGUUCCUACGCUCCACGCUAUUCGUAAUGCUUGAGAAGAACUUCUACGACAUAUUUGGCGACACCGCAUAUACCCGCUUUAUGCGACCACGCAUGGAGAAGAAGUUCCUUGAUAAUAUGCGCACGCUCGCACCAAAGGAGUACCAUGAGAUCCUGACUCCAAACUACAGCCUCGGCUGUAAGAGACGUAUCAUCGACGGGACUUGGUACCGCAGUCUCAAUGCCCCGAAUGUGGAGUUGACCACCCAGCCUCUGACGCGAGUUCAUGCAAAGAGCGUAACCCUCGGUCCGGGUCACUAUUAUCCACCUAACCAAACUGACGCAGAUGAAGUGAGAGAAGUCCCCGCCGACGUUAUUAUUAUGGCAAACGGCUUCGAGACAAAUCAAUGGCUUCACCCGCUCAAGGUCAUCGGCAAAGACAACAAGAAUAUGGAGGAUGUUUGGGCUGAACGGGGAGGAGCACAGGCUUACCAGGGUAUCGCCAUGGAUAACUUCCCGAACUUCUUCAUGCUGUUUGGUCCGAAUACGGCUACGGGUCAUACCAGUGUAAUCUUCGCCACGGAGAAUGCGGUGAAUUACUCACUGCAGUUUAUCAAGCCCAUUCUCAGUGGUCGGGUUAGCUCGUAUGAGGUUAAAGAGAAGGCUGAGCGGGAGUGGACUCGCCGAGUGCAAGAUGAGUUACAGAAGAGUGUGUUUCGCCGUGGAGUCUGUUCCAGUUGGUAUAUCACGGCAGAUGGGUGGAACUCAAGCACGUAUCCGUUUACUCAAAUUCACUAUUGGCUGCGUUGUUCGUUCCCUGUGUGGUCGCAUUGGUCUGCUAAGCUCACGCGACGGGGUCGUGUGCUGCAGGGUGUCAAGAGGGCUGUGAAGGCUUCUAUACUUGUGGCUCUACUGGCAGGACUUAGAUUCUUGCACAAGAACCCAGAGCAAAGACUGCAUUUGUUACAGUCUUUGCUUGGUGGCAAGGAUUGGCUGCGUUCGACCGUCAUGGCUUCAGAGUCUCCCCAUAUGGAAAGGACGCCGCCGCAGACAGAUGCCGGGGAUCAGGCCAUUGCAACAUCUGAUUCUAACAAGCGGAAGGCGGAACAAGGCAACGGAACGCCGUUGCGCACAAAGCGGAAUCGCUACAUCUCUAUUGCAUGUAAUGAGUGCAAACGGCGCAAGAUUAAAUGCAAUGGUCAAGUUCCAUGUCAGCGAUGUGGUCAUUUGAAUCUGGAGUGUCGCUAUGCACCCAAUUGCUGCAAUAAUAACUUCAAAGACUCGGAUGAAUACCGGUCAUUGACAGAUCAUAUCACCAGCUUACAGGACCAGGUCAACAGCCUGUUCACGGAUAUCAACGAUAUCCGCACCCAAAGACCUACAUUCGAGACACCUUCCUUUGAUCCGCUAUCUAGGGAUGGAUCGCAACCCCUCUUCACACCCAUGCCACCUGGGCCGGCAAAGUCUCGAACCCGCCACCCACGCUUUCACGGCCCAACAAGUUCAGCAUUCAACUUUGAUGUGGCCAAAUCCAGCCUGCAGAAUAUGGGUAUAACCCCUGCAGAGGAUGGAAUUCCUGAUGACUUGACCACUGCGCAUGUCACCCCAGCGGGAUCGCCGCCUCAUUUAGGGCAGAUCCUCUCAACUAUACAUCCUUCCAAAGAUCCUCUUUGGACGAUCAGACGUGAGGAGGCAGUCCGCCUUUGUAAAGUCUACGAGGAAGAAAUUGGAAUUAUGUACCCUGUAGUGGAUAUUGCCACGGUGACCAGCCAAGCUAAUCUACUGUUCACAUUCAUCGAGGCUGCUACCCGAACGGGAUUUGCACAAAGGGGUCUUCCAGGCUCCGAUGGACUCCAGGAUGAAGCUACAGUUCUCUUGAAAUUGAUUCUUGCCACCACGCUGGUCGUGGAGGGAGGUGGUGAAAGUGAUCUUGGCCACAGGCUUUACCUGAAUGUGAAACCUGUCAUAGAACGCAAGAUGUGGGAGCCUCAUAGCAUCAAGACGAUUCAGUUGUUUGCCAUUGUGGCAACAUAUCAUUUCCAUACAGACGACGACGCCAUGGCCUAUCGAGUCAUCGGAUUGGCAGCGCGGAUGUGUCUAGAAAUGGGACUUCAUCGUCGGGAUGCUUUGGUCAAGUCCUUCCCCAAUGAAGACCACUGGAACGAGGUCACCCGAUUAUUCUGGUCGGUCUAUAGCUUGGAUCGACGAUGGAGUCUAGGGACAGGUCUGCCAUUUGUGAUCCAAGAUGAGGAUAUCGAUGCAAAUCUACCAGAACCGGACGCAUCACUACCCUACCUGCGUUGCAUGAUUCUCUACAACCGUAUCAGCUCCAAGAUCUGGUAUUCUGGUUUAGGGUCAGAGGGGGCGACUGACAUUCGACGGGACGAAAUUGGAUACCUGGAUUAUCAGAUUCUGCAAUGGUACAAGCAGAUUCCAGAAGAAUUAAAGUUUUAUCCUGUCGAGUCACCCAAGACCGGAGAAACCGCAAGCAGGGGCAUGAGACGCCUCAGGGUUCUCUUGUAUCUGCGAAUGAACCAGCUCCGAAUUUUGAUCUACCGCCCCGUCCUUCAUUCAUCUGCUAGCAUCGCAGAGGACCGGGGCCACGCCCAAACAGUGGUGGAUGUAGCAAAGGACACAGUCCGAGUGCUCACCCGCCUGAACCAAAUGUCCGACAUCUACCGCACCCAGCAGAUCACUUUCAACUACUUCCUCGUCGCUGCAUUGGCGGUGCUUUUCCUUGCAGUGUCCCAUGCACCGGCCGACUUCAACCGACAGGUCCGCGAUGAAUUCUACAUGGCUCUCGAUCUGAUCAAUGGGUUCAGUACCAAGUCCUUCGUUUCCAAGCGAUUAUGGAAGACAAUCAAGGGCCUCCGCAAAAUCGGAGAAAAGCUAGGCGUCCUAGCCCGACCUUUCGGGUCCGAUUCGAACGAUCCUCAUUCAAGUGCUGCCGUGGCUAUGGCCGGCCUUGCGGGACAUCCGAUUGAAGAUUUGUCUAUGUAUGGGCAGACGAAUCACGGAAAUGAACUCGGCAGUAGUCCUCUUAAUGGGCUCCAGAUGAGCCAUGAGUUGACCAAUCUGUUCGAGGCUGUCGGUGCUUUUGGAAACUUCAUCCCCGGCAGCACUGGUCCUGAUACUAUCGGCGGCUUUGUUGGAACCGACGGAGAGAUUCAAAAUACUGGUGAGGGUCUAUCGGGUGUGUUAGGAGAUGAGGGAGAGUUUGCCCGGGUCAUUCGUGAUCUAUUUUGA